UCACUUCCCUCACCAUGCAAUCCAAUGCAAUCCAAUGCAAGCCUCACUCUCACUUAGCACAGGAUUUACAUUUACACGUUUUUCAUUGCUUAUCUCUCUCUUACCCUUCACUUCACUUCACUUCACUUCACCUCAUUUCAUUCUUCAAGUAUAAUCAGUACAUAUCUAUGACCAGAGGAAGGAGAAGAUCCAUCACUUGAUGAGAAUGAAAAGCUUAUAAAUAAUUAUUUCUUCAUUUGUGUGUCUGCACUUAUUUAUUAAACAAGACUUCAUUCAUUGGCUGUUGUGUCGCACUCUUUCUACUUCCCUUCCAUUGCCCGCGCGCCCGGAAUCCAUUGGUCUUAAUACCCCGAUUCUCUCACCGAAAACCACUCGCUCACUCACUCACUCACUCACUCCCUCACUCACUCACUUACUUACUUACUUACUUACUCACUCACUCACUCCCUCAUCUCACCACAUCACAUCUAGCACGCGCACCUCGUAAGCAUUUCGAUCGCCUGCUUCUCCAUCAGUGUCGCAUAUUUAUAUAUAUAUAUACAUUCAAACUAUUGUAUUUUGCCUCAUUACUCUCUUUGGAAAUCUCAUCUCGCAAACCAUUUUCCUUUCCUCGUCUACAUACAGUACUCCGAGUUGUCAUUUGAACCAUGGUUCACGAUUAAGCGUACGGGUCAUUUGCCCUGCGUAUGCGAAAGUCUUCUUCGACUUCUCUCUCAUUGCUGCGGCUCAUCUCACGUCAAAUAACAUUUUGUCCACUUCCAAGACUUUGAUAUAUUGGUUAUAUCUCCUACAGUUUUCCUCAUAUCUCUCGUCGCAAUGUCGAUGCAUCCAGUCUAUCCCCGUAAUGGGAGUUAUCCACGCCAUUAUUAUCCCUCACCUCCUUCCAUGCAUACUUCAGAUUCCGGAUAUGGUUCUACACGAGGAGAGAUGGCUCCACCAUCAUUAGAUUUUCCACCUCAACCUAUUGAGAUUGAUCUGAGUAAUUCGAGGACCCUUCCAAGUCCUUCCCCUUCUUCUUCGGUUGCUUGGGAGCCAACAUUGUUUCCUUCUCCUCAUGGAUUUCCUGACAUAAAUUCCCCACAUGGACCAAUUUCCAGGAUGCAACAAUUGCCAAUGGAUCGUGCGACAGGCCAGGCUCCAUUACUCCAAUGGUAUGCCGAUAAUGAUGGACCUUGGUACCCCAAGACAAUUUCGGAUCCCAUCUCAGAGGAGAGAACAAAUGUCAAGGUUCGUUCAAAUAAUCGUGCACCCGUUGCUUUCGGAGGGCCGUAUCGUCAACAAGAUCCCUUGGAGAAUGGACCCUUUCACUUUGGUGGCCCACCACAAUCAGAUUCUGGAUAUGAAACCAGAAGGAGCCAUGGAAACGCUUCAAUCUUUAGCUCUGAUAUUAAUGAUCGCGAUCAAGACUGUCAAAGUUUAGCAGGUCAUGUUGCAGACUAUCAGCCUUUUCAGGGGUUGAGUGAGGCAUUGCAAUCUCGCGAGAAUAAGACACCAUGGCCAACACAUCUUCCGGCUUCUAUUAACUCGCCAGGACUGUUCUGUUCGACCUGCCACAAAUUCGUAAAAACAAAAUCUGAGUUGAAGAAGCAUGACUUACGACACAAAAAGCCCUUUGUGUGUAACUAUCCAGGUUGCGGAAGAACUGAGGGAUUUAGUACAACCAACGAUCUAGAUCGACACACCAAGAGCAAACACCCCUUAGCUACGACCUCGAAAUCGGAGUCAAUAAAAAGAUACCGCUGUGUUGUACCCGGGUGUAAGUCCAAGGAUAAAGCAUGGCCACGACUCGAUAACUUCCGUAGUCACUUAAAACGGGUUCAUUCAAACGCCGUUCGAUUGGAAGAGAACUUUGAGGAAAUGAUACGACAGGCUGAAUUUUCCGAACCCUCGGGUUUGCCCCAAAAUGCCCAUGUUUCUGCAGAAGUGUCUCCCCACGAUAUCUCGCAUGACAGGGAAGUUAACGAAUGUUCACCUAAAGCCCAGGACAACGGAAACAAUUGGAAAUCCGUGUAUCCAGACUUGAUCCAGGAUUUAGUCACCUCAAUGGACAAUCCAAUGGAGAAACCUCUCGUCGCGGAUGUGAAUACCAGUGUUACUGCUAUAUCUGGACCGAACAAUCCUCCCUCGGAUUCACAUAAUAAUGAUACCAUUCAACCAUCGGAAUUAUUUCGAAAUCCAUCAGAGGUCAUUAACAAAAUCUUUUUAGAAAGUGAUGCCUCAACCCUAGUGGGUACAAAGAGUGCUUUGGAUCGUAAUCUUGAUCAUGUAAGCCGUCCAUCGGUGGAACGAAAUCCAUUACCACCUGCAGGUAAGGCAACUCGGCAUAGUAGCGUCUCAGCCACUGAUGCAACCAUUACCGAAGCAAUUAGAACCGCAUUGUCAGAGACAAAAAAUCCAUCCAACGUUGGUGCAUUGCCGAUGGGACGGAAAGUUUUGCCUAAUGGGAAAUCUCCCCCCGCUGAUUCCUGGGGAUCCACAACAGAUAAAGCUGCAUGCUUACCAGAUGGAUUCAAUAAGUCUACUUCUUCAACAGAUGAUUCCCUGGACCAGGAAAAAGCCGUUGAGGUUUACAAAACGCUUCAAAAGUUAGGUUACAUUAUUCAAAAGGAUCCAAAUCAUACACCUCGGAUACAAAACCCAGGAUCUGUUGCCAGCAAUAAGAGUGAAAACCAAGUUACCUGUGAGGUUUGUAAAAAGUUCAAAGGAAGACCUUGCGAGUUGAAAAAACAUAUGAAACGGCACGAGAGGCCUUACGGCUGUACUUUCUUGGCCUGCCACAAAACAUUUGGAAGUAAAAAUGAUUGGAAACGACACGAGAACUCGCAACAUUUUCAUCUGGAGACCUGGCGUUGCGACAAUGAGAAGCCCGAAGGUGGAGCAUGUGCGAAAGUCUCUUAUCGUCGCCAAACAUUCCAAGAUCAUUUAAAGAAAGAACAUGCUAUAAUUGACCAAGAUACUGUUAAGAUUAAGGUCGAUACUUGUCGUAUUGGCCGUAAUUGUCAGGCUCGUUUCUGGUGUGGUUUCUGUAAGACGCUUGUUGAUCUUAAGAAGAAGGGUCUUGAUGCCUGGACUGAAAGGUUUGAUCACAUAGAUGACCAUUUCAUGGGGCGCCACAGACUUCAAAAACAAAGCAUUCAGGAUUGGAUUCCAGUUGAUAGUGAUAAACCCAAGGGCGACGUCGCCAGUCCAAAUCCUUUAGGUGGAUCUUCACCUAAAGAUGACCGUCAGGAAUUUUCAACAGAUUCUACCAAUGAUUUUGGUAGAAGCUCACCCGAAUCUGUCGGUAAUAUAGGAGUCUCGUCUGAUUUGGUGGGUCAAGAGCCCAGAAUAACCAAGAAACGAGAACGCAACCACGAUGAGAUUGACAGGCCAGCAAAGUAUACAAAGAUAGGGGAGAUUGUUUACUGUUGUCAUUGUGCAGAUGAUCUCGGACGUACUCUUGCUCUUAGUCCCAAGUGUACUUCCUGCAGUCAUGAUUUUUGCAACGAGUGCAAGAGUGAUUCGAUAGGUAAUUGUGAAGGACAAAAAAUCUGACAUGUUCAUGGAUAUUGAUUGGAGUUUUUUAAUGUGGUAUUGACCACUUUACAUUUGAGAAGGGAUAAUUGUGUAAAACUAAUGGGUCUGCAAUGUAAUUGGGUAGGAAUUUGAAAAACUGGGAGGGAAGAUAUCCAGGGAUUUUUACAUUUGCGUUUGCAAAUUUAACCUUAUGGUAGAAAGAAAAUCUUUUCCAUAAAAUGUAAAGGUUAGCGAGGGGCACAGUAACUCGUAAAUUGAUUAUUUUGGACAUACUAUACCUAUGAUAGUGGG
Molecule: messenger RNA, 3807 nt
Organism: Botrytis porri
Lineage: Eukaryota; Fungi; Ascomycota; Leotiomycetes; Helotiales; Sclerotiniaceae
Exons: 7
Coding region: 817-3534 (905 amino acids)
Biological process (GO): regulation of transcription by RNA polymerase II
Cellular component (GO): nucleus
Molecular function (GO): DNA-binding transcription activator activity, RNA polymerase II-specific; RNA polymerase II cis-regulatory region sequence-specific DNA binding
Source: RefSeq, a predicted model, not a curated record